CGUCACUACUCGAGCCAAGCAAGAUGGGUCGCGUAAUCCGUGCCCAGAGGAAGGGAAGAGGAUCGGUGUUCAAGUCCCACACCCACACCCGUAAGGGAAAGCCUGCCCUUCGUGCUAUCGAUUAUGCAGAACGUCAUGGAUACCUCCGUGGUAUCAUUAAGCAAAUCAUCCAUGACCCUGGCCGUGGUGCUCCUCUAGCCAUUGUGCACUUCCGUGACCCUUAUCGUUACAAGAUCCGCAAGGAGAUCUUCCUUGCCGCUGAGGGCAUGUACUCUGGACAGUUUGUCUACUGCGGCAAGAAGGCUAACCUUGAUGUAGGCAAUGUCAUCCCCAUUGGAAAUCUGCCUGAAGGUACCAUCAUUUGCAACCUUGAGGAGAAGACUGGUGACCGUGGCCGUAUUGCCCGUGGAUCUGGCAAUUAUGCUCAGGUCAUUGCCCACAACCCUGAAACCAAGAAGACCCGUGUAAAGCUCCCUUCAGGAGCCAAGAAGGUUUUGCCCUCUGCCAACCGUGCCAUGAUUGGUAUUGUUGCUGGUGGUGGACGUAUUGACAAGCCUAUCCUGAAGGCUGGUCGUGCCUACCAUAAGUAUAGGGUGAAGAGGAACUGCUGGCCUAAGGUGCGUGGUGUGGCCAUGAACCCUGUAGAGCAUCCUCAUGGUGGUGGUAACCAUCAACAUAUUGGUAAGGCUUCCACUGUAUCCAGAAACAAGAGUGCUGGUCGCAAGGUUGGUCUGAUCGCCGCCAGAAGGACUGGUCUCAUCCGUGGUACAAAGAAGGACCCAAGGCAGAAUGCUUAAAAAUCCUAAAUAAACUAAGACGAAGA
This is a messenger RNA of Penaeus vannamei (Pacific white shrimp), 823 nucleotides long. RefSeq names its product ribosomal protein L8 (gene RpL8). The record is from RefSeq and is a predicted model, not a curated record. Gene Ontology annotation, cellular component: cytosolic large ribosomal subunit; ribosome. Gene Ontology annotation, molecular function: structural constituent of ribosome; RNA binding. Gene Ontology annotation, biological process: cytoplasmic translation. NCBI's taxonomy places the organism in Eukaryota, Metazoa, Arthropoda, Malacostraca, Decapoda, Penaeidae.